Nerophis lumbriciformis (worm pipefish) is the source of this 795-nucleotide messenger RNA. The record is from RefSeq and is a predicted model, not a curated record. Lineage: Eukaryota; Metazoa; Chordata; Actinopteri; Syngnathiformes; Syngnathidae.
CAAGUCAUCCUCAUGCCCCUUGUAAAUAACAAAAUUGGAGAUGACUGCACACUUGGCACAAACAAGGCUCUGACCGAUGGCAAAGCUCUGGUGGAUUCGUUGAUUAAGGUGGUGGCAUGCUAUCGACAUUUAGCUUCGUGCGUCGGCGGCUGCACUGACAGCUUGCAGCUGCGAGAUGAGUUGAGGCAAACAAGAGAGAGGGCCCGGAAUUUGGCCACGACCAUCCGUCAACAUCUCACCUCGCAUCUUCGGGACAAGCGCCUACCUGUGGAACAGCGGAAAGAGAUGGAGCUCCUUUGGGUAGCCUUCUCAUCCAGCUUGGAGCUGCUCCACAUUGACAUGUGCAAAGUUUACAAAAUGGGAGACAUCUUCAAGGUUGCCGAGUCUCCUAGUUUGGUUCAAACUGGCCUGCAAGGAGGAAGCACCGAAGUUGCUGCUCGAGCUCUCAGUCUGCCAGACCUUAGCAGGGCUUUGAAGUCCAACCCCCUCGGUGACCUCGAGAACCAGGAGCGCCAGACCAUGGAGCAGGAUAUCAGCCAAAUUGACCACAUGAUCGAUGACAUGGAAACAAAAGUGAAUGUGCUGCGUUGGAUGGUGGAGCCCCACGGGGCGCUGAACGGCGACCCGCGGGGCAGCACUGACAGCGCUUCCCUGGCCUUGUUCUCUAUGGAUGAGGAGCAACUUGGCGGACACUCCCCUGCAGGCCAGCGCCGUCAUAUUGUGGCACUCUUACUACUGUGUGCGGUCAUUUUGGGUGCAACCACUUUAUGUAUCUGCAUCUUCUUCCUCUCAUGA